Acomys russatus (golden spiny mouse) is the source of this 3998-nucleotide messenger RNA. It is a transcript of the gene Adamts15, whose product is annotated as ADAM metallopeptidase with thrombospondin type 1 motif 15. The record is from RefSeq and is a predicted model, not a curated record. Bases 366 to 3218 code for a protein of 950 amino acids. The transcript is spliced from 8 exons. Gene Ontology annotation, molecular function: zinc ion binding; metalloendopeptidase activity. Lineage: Eukaryota; Metazoa; Chordata; Mammalia; Rodentia; Muridae. Gene Ontology annotation, biological process: proteolysis; extracellular matrix organization.
GAGAAGGGGGCCUUUAAUAGGCUCGCCCAGAGCCUAGUUUGCUGCACCGCGAGCAGCUGUGGUUCGCGAAGCAACCGGCCACCUCGCGCCACUUCUCCAGGGCAAAUUUUCGCCUGUGCACUUGACAGCGAUCCGUACUAAAGCUCCUAGCGCGCGUUUUGCUUGGGAGGAACAGGUAGGAGGCGCGGGCUUCCCUGUGCACGCUCGCUGCUCUGGGAGGAGUCUCCCCGACUUGGUUGGCUGUCCUUUCUGGGAACUGCCCAUUGUCCAGGGCGUUGGUGUUUGGGCUACAAGGGGACAGCGCUUGCCCUGGGGAGCCGGGCUAGGUCCCAUCCCAGAGCGCGGCUGUGCGCGGCCGGGGCGCCAUGCUUGUACUGGCCAUCUCAGUCCUGGCUCUCGCCUGGCGACCUGCGGGCAGCUCCGAGUCAGAGUGGGAGGUGGUCGUUCCAAUCCGACGGGACCCGGACAUCAAUGGCCGCCACUACUACAGGAGGGGUACGGAGGACUCCGGGGAUCAGGGUCUCAUUUUUCAGAUCACAGCUUUUCAGCAGGACUUUUACCUACACCUGACACCGGAUGUCCAGUUCCUGGCUCCCGCCUUUGCUACGGAGUAUCUAGGUGUUCCCCUCCAGAGGCUCACUGGCAGCUCCCUAGACCUGCGACGCUGCUUUUAUUCCGGGUAUGUGAACGCGGAGCCAGACUCCUUUGCUGCUGUGAGCCUGUGCGGGGGUCUCCGCGGAGCAUUCGGCUACCGAGGCGCGGAGUAUGUGAUUAGCCCUCUGCCCAACGCCAGCGCGCCAGCGGCGCAGCGUCACGGCCAGGGCGCACACCUUCUCCAGCGCCGGAGUGCUCCCGUAGGGCCUUCCGGAGACCCCACCUCUCGCUGCGGGGUGGCCUCGGGCUGGAACCCCGCCAUCCUGAGGGCCCUGGACCCCUAUAAGCCACGAAGGACGGGCGUAGGGGACAACCACAGCCGGCGCAGGUCUGGGCGCGCCAAGCGCUUCGUGUCCAUACCACGGUACGUGGAGACACUGGUGGUGGCAGACGAGUCAAUGGUCAAGUUUCAUGGCGCUGACUUGGAACAUUAUCUGCUGACGCUGCUGGCCACGGCGGCGCGACUCUACCGCCACCCCAGCAUCCUCAACCCCAUCAACAUCGUUGUGGUCAAGGUGUUACUUCUAGGAGACCGUGACACCGGGCCCAAGGUCACAGGGAACGCCGCCCUGACUCUGCGCAACUUCUGUGCCUGGCAGAAAAAGCUGAACAAAGUGAGCGACAAACACCCUGAGUACUGGGACACAGCCAUCCUCUUCACCAGACAGGACCUAUGCGGGGCUACCACCUGUGACACCUUGGGCAUGGCAGAUGUGGGCACCAUGUGUGAUCCCAAGAGAAGCUGCUCUGUCAUCGAGGAUGAUGGGCUUCCGUCAGCCUUCACCACCGCCCAUGAGCUGGGCCAUGUGUUCAACAUGCCUCAUGACAACGUGAAGGUGUGUGAGGAGGUGUUUGGGAAGCUCAGGGCCAACCACAUGAUGUCUCCGACCCUCAUCCAGAUUGACCGUGCCAACCCCUGGUCAGCCUGUAGCGCUGCCAUCAUCACUGACUUCCUGGACAGCGGGCAUGGUGACUGCCUCCUGGACCAGCCCAGCAAGCCCAUCUCCUUACCUGAAGACCUGCCGGGCACAAGCUACAGUUUGAGCCAGCAGUGCGAGCUGGCCUUUGGGGUGGGCUCUAAGCCCUGCCCAUAUAUGCAGUACUGUACAAAGCUGUGGUGCACUGGCAAGGCCAAGGGGCAGAUGGUGUGCCAGACCCGCCACUUCCCCUGGGCAGAUGGCACCAGCUGUGGUGAGGGCAAGUUCUGCCUCAAGGGAGCCUGCGUGGAGAGACACAACCCAAACAAGUACCAGGUGGACGGCUCGUGGGCCAAGUGGGAGCCUUACGGCCCCUGCUCUCGCACCUGCGGUGGGGGCGUGCAGCUGGCCCGGAGGCAGUGCAGCAACCCCACCCCUGCCAACGGUGGAAAGUACUGCGAGGGAGUGAGAGUGAAAUACAGAUCUUGCAACCUGGAGCCCUGCCCUACCUCAGCCUCUGGCAAGAGCUUCCGGGAGGAGCAAUGUGAGGCUUUCAAUGGCUACAACCACAGCACCAACCGGCUCACCUUAGCUGUGGCAUGGGUACCCAAGUACUCGGGCGUGUCGCCACGUGACAAAUGCAAGCUCAUCUGCCGAGCCAACGGCACUGGCUACUUCUACGUGUUAGCACCUAAGGUGGUGGAUGGUACGCUGUGUACUCCUGACUCUACCUCGGUCUGCGUCCAAGGCAAGUGCAUCAAGGCUGGCUGCGACGGGAACCUGGGCUCCAAGAAGAAAUUUGACAAAUGCGGGGUGUGCGGUGGAGACAAUAAGAGCUGCAAGAGGGUGACAGGAAUCUUCACCAAGCCUAUGCAUGGCUACAAUUUCGUAGUAGCCAUCCCGGCAGGCGCCUCCAGCAUUGACAUCCGACAGCGUGGCUACAAGGGGCUCAUUGGGGAUGACAACUACCUGGCCCUGAAGAACAGCCAAGGGAAAUACCUACUCAACGGGCACUUUGUGGUGUCGGCUGUAGAGCGGGAUCUGGUGGUAAAGGGCAGCGUGCUACGAUACAGUGGUACUGGCACUGCAGUGGAGAGCCUGCAGGCUUCUCGACCCAUCCAGGAGCCACUGACCGUAGAGGUCCUGUCUGUGGGGAAGAUGACGCCACCCCGUGUGCGCUACUCCUUCUAUCUGCCCAAAGAGCCUCGGGAGGACAAGUCCUCUCCCCUCAAGGACCCGCGGGGUGCCCCAGUGCUGCGCAACAGUGUUCUCAGUCUUUCCAACCAAGUAGAGCAGCCAGACAGCAGGCCUCCUGCACGCUGGGUGGCAGGCAGCUGGGGGCCUUGCUCCGUGAGCUGUGGCAGUGGCUUGCAGAAGCGAGCAGUGGACUGCCGGGGCUCCCCGGAGCAGCCGGGAACUUCUGCUUGUGAUGUAGCCCAUCGGCCAGUGGAGAAGCGAGCCUGUGGGGAGCCCUGUCCAACCUGGGAGCUCGGCAACUGGUCGCCGUGUUCUAAGAGCUGUGGCCGUGGAUUUAAGAGGCGUCCACUCAAGUGUGUGGGCCACAGAGGCAGGCUGCUGGCUCGGGACCAGUGUGACCUACGGCGCAAGCCCCAAGAAUUGGACUUCUGUGUCUUGAGACCCUGCUGAGGGGGUACUGUCUCUUCCACCCUAUUAUUCUCCACCCGCUGUUGUGCUGGUGCCGCGGUCAGCUGGAGCAGAGGACAGCGGCCAGGGGCCCAUGUCCCAGUGUCAUCCACAUCCAGAAAAAGGACCAUAGGUCUGGGCGAGAGGUUCCUUCCUCCUUGGACUGGGCAGGGGGAAGCUAACUAAUGCACAGUCUACCUCAUGCCCUGCUCCUCGGGCCCAGUUGUGGGGAGAGGCUUCAAAGAUGGGUGCUGGGCAGACGGUGCUGAAGCUCAGCUUCCGAGGAACCUGGAAGUUGGGUGCCUUCCAGGCAGAACUUCAGGGACCUUGGCCCCAUAACGGAGGCCACAGGCUGCUGGAAGAGCCAUGGCCUGCCGUUUGGUGCCCUCAGGCGAUCCCUGGAGCUCCGAGCUGUCCCUGAACAAGGCGGGGUUCCCACGGUGCUUUCAGCUUUCUUUCCUUUUGACUGACGUGGACCUAAGAGUAAGAUUGUUCAGGGGUUACAGGAAGCUAAAGGCCCAAUGAGAUGACUGAGUUUAUUAGGGUGCAAACACGCAAUGAGCUUGGGUUAAUUUAGGUGCAAUUUCCCUGUUUGUGAAGAAGUGGAUACGUACAGGGAGUUCCAUGUUCCCGCUUUUCUUCCAUCCUGGCCUUCCUUGAAAAACCAGCACCUUGUAACCUGGAUGGCCAGGGCAUUAGACCAGUUGCAGAAGCGCAGAUGUGGCCCCUGGUACUUUGAAGGCAGCUGCAGGGACUUCUUCUUGGUCAAGAGAGAGAAAGAGA